UAUAAUUCACCACUUCAUGACAGCCUUGUCGAUGCCGCGAGACUUCCCGAGAUCUCGCCAGUGCUGUUGCCAUGGUCGCGCACAGGAAGCCAUUGGGGAGGCUCGUCCACGCACACCCAAAACAGCCUCGUCAUUGUCACGACAGAUUAUGGAGAACGGUGGCAAUGAAAUGACAGAUCUUCAACUUCAAUCCCUGCAAAACCAGCAGGAAAACAGAAAAGAUCACGAACACAGAAAAGAAAAGGAUACAUCUGUCAAUGAUUUGGAGUUAUUAAAAAAAAAAGAUAAACCCAACAUUGACGACAGUCUUCCAAAUAGUAAUCAGUAUUUGCUGGACCAACUAAGGGAACUAAAGGACUUGAAUGGUCGCCUUUUCAAACUGCUCAGUGAAAAAGACUUUGAAAUCAAACACAUGAAGAAGAAAUGGGAACAAGAGAGGCUGGUCAUGUCUGGUGCGUCCGGCUUGGCAGGGGAUGCGGCCGCCGUCAAGAUUGUGGAAUUGUCCAAGAAAAACCGACAGUUGACUGCUGAAGUGGAGCGAGAGAGGACCAAAUCCAAACAAAAUGGCAACAGACUCAAAGAGCUGGAAAAAAAUCUGCAGGCUGCUCUGCAUUCACUACCACAAGAACAAAAGAUUGUCACAGUGCAGCCGCCAAACUUUGAGGACAACCCAGCAGUGAAAACCCUGAAGGAGAAAUUAUCUGCUGCCCAGCUAAGAGCCACAGAGUACCGCAACCAAGUUCAGUCUCUCAAACAGGAGUUAAAAGUGGCUCAGAAGGUUUUGAUGAGCGAGGUUGGCGAAGACAUCAACCUUCAGCAAUUAGUGAGCUGUCCAGGCAGCUUUAGAGGACGUGCACAGCAGAUGCUGGCUCUUCACGCAAGGGUGCGUGACCUUGAGCAGCAGCUGAAGCUACAGUCCUCUCAGUCAAGUGAGCUGAAUGUGGAAGACCAGCUUCCUAAAAUUAAAAAUCAGGGCAGAAACAUCAGCUACAUCCGCAGCAUCGAGAAGGAGAAAAAGGAAGCUUUUCAGAGGAUCUCAGCCAGCUAUGAGGCCCUCCAGAAUGAGCAGGAUCAAGUGAAGAAAGAGCUGGAAGCCUCCAAAGCCAGGAACAAAUGUCUGUCUGCUGAAGCCAAAACUCUGAAGGCUCAGAUAUCUGCCCUGCUGGUGAAGAGUAAACAUGAUGAUGAGCUUGUGGACGCCAUGCUGAAAGAGAAAAGCCGGAUGCUGGAGAUGCUGAGUCAGCUCGCCAAACAGAACUCGGUGACCCGUCCCAGCCCGGUAUCGUCAUUCAGCAGCGAGCUUUCGGAGCAGAAAACUCUCAUCCAGAACUUGUACCAGCUUGUAGCUGACAAAGAGAACACCAUCAAAGAAUUAGAGGUGAAAAUCAAGCAUGUCCAAAAUGGUAAUUACUGACAUUUAAUACAAAUCUAAAUCUGUAAAAAGUGGUGGGGAAAAAUAUAAAUUCAAUGAGUAGAAUUGACUUUAUAUAUUUCAAUGACAAAAGUUCGAUGGGUAAUUUAGUAAGUACAGUAUAAUAUUUUCAAAGUUUAAAUAAAAUGAUUUAUAGGACCAAUGAAAAAAAGCAAGCUGUGAGCUUCAGCCGUUUGGACACCUGACCCUUUUAACCUGUGUAAAGAUGCUGUUCUAUGUCAAAUAGAGAUUAAACAUACUGCCAUUGUA
This is a messenger RNA of Nerophis ophidion (straightnose pipefish), 1681 nucleotides long. It is a transcript of the gene ccdc13, whose product is annotated as coiled-coil domain containing 13. NCBI's taxonomy places the organism in Eukaryota, Metazoa, Chordata, Actinopteri, Syngnathiformes, Syngnathidae. Bases 17 to 1414 code for a protein of 465 amino acids. Gene Ontology annotation, biological process: non-motile cilium assembly; cytoplasmic microtubule organization. The record is from RefSeq and is a predicted model, not a curated record. The transcript is spliced from 10 exons. Gene Ontology annotation, cellular component: centriolar satellite.